Molecule: messenger RNA, 947 nt
Organism: Anarrhichthys ocellatus (wolf-eel)
Lineage: Eukaryota; Metazoa; Chordata; Actinopteri; Perciformes; Anarhichadidae
Product: CASP-like protein 4A1
Exons: 2
Coding region: 298-858 (186 amino acids)
Source: RefSeq, a predicted model, not a curated record
GCCUUGUGGGAGAAACUCCCCAAGGGAGACAAGGGCCCUGUUAACUAUCCCCCACAUUACAGGGACCAGCUCACCCAGGGGAGGUUCAGUGUCCCCUCCACGAGGCCUGACGCCAGCAGGCUGGUGGAGGCUAUCUGCAUCCUGCUGUGUAGGAUCCAUCAUCAGAGCCGCUCUCUGGCAGGAGCUCGGAUCAGCCGCUGGUCUCUGAUCCUCAGGAGCUACUGGACCAUCAGAGACGGCGUGCUGGGAAAUCCAACCCUCCGAGCCAAGCUGCUUCUCUUUGAUAUAAACCAGAGGAUGCUCAUACAGUGGUUCAACUGGAGGAAGGCGACCCAGGAGGGUUACGUCCUCCAGGCCCAUGUGCCACCAGACCCCGUGCCGCCCACCAGAGAGAGGCCUCCCCUGGACCAGCCGGGCCCCUCCCAGGCCCCAGACCUACCAGUUGCUGUUGGUCCCACCACUGAGGCUGAACCUGCAAAUGCUGCUCCUCAACCACCUCUCCCCACAGUGGAGGCCAGCAGGCCCACUCCACCUCCUCAGAUACCAAAGACGAUGCUGUGGAAGCGGAGACAGCUGGACAAGAAGAGGCAGGAGGCAGAGAGACGGGGUCAGGACUUCAAAAUAAAGGCGCCCUUCACCUGCGUCUGCAGCCUCUGUAGUCAGCCGAAGACCAAACACUUUGGUCACAGCCGCUUCUUCAACAAGAAGUCCAGAACCAUGUUCCACUUCUGUCAAAGCUCCUCAGGGGGCAGGAGUGUGGAGGACUGGCUGGAGGAGAGGAGGAGGGAGGAGGAGGAUGGAGGAGGAAAUUCAUACAAAAUUCAAAAUGGCCAACUUCAGGUUGGGUUUCGAGCAUAGCCUCAGGAGACUAUUUUUUAAGUCUACAUGUGAUACACAUGGUUACCAACAUUUAUACAUCUAGACCAGGGUUAUUCUAUUAAUGUUCA